AUGGCCAAGUUGGCUGAGACUGCAGAUGAUUGGCUGACUCAAUAUGCUAGGAUUGAAGUUGCUGAAGUGCCUGCCAACCUCAGAGCUAGCUUGAUGCUUUAUGAGGGAGUGGAGAUCAAUCAGGUUGCUCAGAAUACCACUUUUUCUAUGAGAGAAAAUAUCAAUGUGUUGAGCAAGGAACUGCAGAAGCUGCUGCAUUUCCUUUGGAAACAAGAUGCUGCUGAUACUGUCUUGUUUGCAAGGAGGAAAACACAAAUCUCUGACCAUCUUAAGCUCAAUGAUUCUUCUACUCAAAUCAUCCAAAUGGGUCUGAUUGGUAAGCUUUUGGUUGAUGUUUUGCUUGAGAAUCCAUGCAGCACAAGUCAAUAUCCAUUGGGCUGUUCCUAUGCUGCAUCUAGAUGCUUCUUCAUUUCCAAGGGCAAACUUGUGUUAAGAUCAGCUGAUGAGUCUGCUUCCCAAGUUGCCACCAUAAUGCACUUGUUCAGAUUGGCCUACUGUUCUGUUGUGGGGACUAUGAGCAAUCCUCUUGGAUACAUGGAAGGAGCAAAAGUCCUGGUGAAAACUGUUAUGGAGAGGCCCAUGAUGAACACCUUUGGACCUAUGAUCAGACAGCUCAGAGAGAUUCAGAUGCAGAAACCCAAGAUUAUUAUUGACAGGCAUUUCUCCAGGAAUGGAGAGAUAGUGGUUCAAGGUCUCAUCUUCAAGCCAGAAGUUUGGAAGACUCUCAUUCCAAGGGUUGUUGGUGCUGCCAGACUUGUUCUAAGUCAGAUCUUUGAUGGAAAGGAUUGGGAAGUCUUUUUGACCACAACUCUGCCUUUGCUCAAUGUCAGAAUAUCAGGUGGAGCUGAUGAUGGUGUGCACUUUCAAGUUCAACAAGCCAGUGGAGAUGUGUCCAGUGAUUCUUUGGAGCUGUCUCCUCAGCUCAAUGAAAUGGACCAAGAUCAUCUGUCAUCAAUUGUUGAGUUCUGUUUACAUGGUCUGGGUCUUGGCAGUAUGAGACAUUCAGAAACUUUAGGCCUCCAAGAUUUUCAAGUUCUCUGGGGGAAUGGUGCUUUGUACUUCUAUGCCAAAUCUACAAAGAAGUGGAAGGCCCAGUCAAAACUCAGUACUGAGCUGACUCAGCAUAAGCUUCCAAAGUCAAUUUCAAGGAUUGUACUGCUCUUCAGACUUGUCAUUUCAUUGACAGGGGGGGAUUUGGCAUGCUUUGUCCCAGUAAGAAGUGAUAGGAAGUACCACAUGAAAGACUUUGUGCAGUCUUUAUUUUGUCUUCCCAGAGUGCCUGAUGAUCUUCAAGUCAGGCAUUUCUUUGCAAGUCUGUCCAACUAUUUGUUCCCUGUGCAAGAUGAUGGGAAGGCCACCACUUCUGACAUGGUUGCCAUGCAGAGUCAUCAUGCUCCUUCCACUCAUGCCAGUACCUACUUUACUCAUAGGAAGACCCAUCUUGAGGACUACUAUGAUGCCUACCACUUUCACCUUGGAGACAAGGAUACUCAGUGGACCUAUGAUAUUCCCCUGGAUGUUCUGCCUGAGCAAACCAUUGUUGCUGCUCUCAAAAUCCUGUAUGGUGGUGAAGCAAAUUGGCUGUCUGAGACUCAGAGAAGUAUGGUUCUGACAUGGUCCACAUUAUCCAAGAAUGUGGUAGCCAAUCUACCUUGUGGUGGAGGGAAGUCUGCUGUGUGGGAGGUGACAGCCUACACCAGGCACAGAGUUGGUUUGACAAGGAAGUGUACUGUUGUGGUGGUUCCCUACAAGUUUCUAGCCUACAAUCACUACCAUUCUGCAGAAGCCAAAUUUCAACUACUAGAUGGUUUCUGUGUUAAGAUGUUGGAGAGCUCUGCUGUUUGUUCCAAUCAAGUUCCCACCAUUCUAAAGACCUUGCAAUGUUUGGUGUUCCCAUUUGUGCUCUGA
Messenger RNA from Phaeodactylum tricornutum CCAP 1055/1, 1908 nucleotides. RefSeq lists its product with no specific name. The transcript is spliced from 2 exons. Bases 1 to 1908 code for a protein of 635 amino acids. NCBI's taxonomy places the organism in Eukaryota, Bacillariophyta, Bacillariophyceae, Surirellales, Neidiaceae. The record is from RefSeq and is a predicted model, not a curated record.